Messenger RNA from Melitaea cinxia (Glanville fritillary), 5241 nucleotides. It is a transcript of the gene Oseg2, whose product is annotated as intraflagellar transport protein 172 homolog. The transcript is spliced from 35 exons. Gene Ontology annotation, molecular function: protein binding. Gene Ontology annotation, cellular component: axoneme; intraciliary transport particle B; ciliary basal body. Bases 1 to 5004 code for a protein of 1667 amino acids. Gene Ontology annotation, biological process: intraciliary transport. The record is from RefSeq and is a predicted model, not a curated record. NCBI's taxonomy places the organism in Eukaryota, Metazoa, Arthropoda, Insecta, Lepidoptera, Nymphalidae.
AUGCGUUUGAAAUAUUUUAAGACUGUACUAGAAGCUCAGGAUAGUGACAGUCCUGUAGCUGAUAUAAGCUGGUCACCAAAUAAUGUCAAGUUAGCUGUAGCAACUGCUGACCGCCUCGUGCUGCUGUUCGAUCGAGAUGGCGUACGCCGCGAUAAGUUCAGCACGAAGCCGUCUGAUCCCGCUGCAGGGAAGAAAUCUUACGUCAUCACAAGUUUAGCAUUUAGUGAAAACUCUGAACUACUCGGCGUAGCACAAAGCGAUAAUAUGGUAUUUGUGUACCGAGUCGGUGCAAAUUGGAACGGAAAGAAGGUGAUCUGCAACAAGUUCCCUCUGACAGGGUCGCCGUUGCAGCUUUUACCUUCCGAAAAUGGGUUUUAUACUGGCACCAGUGAUGGAAAAAUCAGAUCGCUAGAUUGCAAGACCAACAAGAGCUCGAGCCUGUGGUCGGCGGGCGCGUGCUGCGUGUCGCUGGCGCGGGGCGAAGGGCUGGCGUCUGGCCACGCGGACGGCACGCUGUACCACAAUGGGCGCCUUCUACUGCGCUGCGCCCUACCACCCACCGCACUGGUGUUGCUGUCGCCUUACUUAAUAGUCGGCUCUUGCGACGGCAGAAUAGCAGUGUACGAGGCUCAGCGUGGAGCUCUCGUUCGCAACUUGGAGCCAUCUUUACCACCUGACAGAAGAGACAUUAUUUCAGCUACGCUUAGUCCAUCUGGUCAGACGAUUGCGUUCGGUGUGUUCGACGGUUGCCUUAUAUGCGAGGUAAAGGAGGCGGGUGGUUUGGAGCUGUCCACUCUACAGAUCCCCAACUUAUAUGCGGCUCGGGCACUCGCUUGGAGCGGCGACGGCACUAAAUUGGCAGUGGCGUCGCAAACUGGUGCUGUACUCCAAUUCGAGGCUGUUCUAAAACGCUGGGUGUGGCGCGACAGCGUGGAGGUGCGGCACGUGAGCGCGCGCCAGCUGCUCAUCACGCGUCUGGCGAACGACGCGCCGCCGCUAUCUGUCACUGCCAAGCUCGCGCCCGACAUAUUUAACGUGCGAUUCAUUGGUAAUGACUGGUACGCGGUGUGUCGGACGACCAAUAGUUUGAUACUUUGUGAUAUUGCACGAGGCUUGACUAGUGAGGUGGCGUGGAGCGGGUCCGGCGAGCGCGUGUACGCGGCGGUGGGCGGCGCGUGCCUGCUGCAGCGCGCGGGCGAGCUCAGCGUGCUGGAGUACGGGCUGGACCGCGUGCUGCACACGGUACGCACCGAACGAGUGAACCCGCACGUGUUGAGCGUUCGUAUCAACGAAGGGCAGAAGGUGGAGGGCUGCGACCGCAAGCACCUCGCCUACUUGCUCGACAGGCAGACCAUAGCUGUCGUCGAUCUUGUUACAGGAGUGCAGUUAGGACAGUGGUGGCACGAAGCCCGCGUGGACUGGCUCGAGUUGAAUGAAAGUGGUCAUCUUUUGCUUCUACGUGACACGAGGAGACGACUUGCAUUACUGCGUUUAGACACUGGCGAGAAGGAAAUAAUAGCAAGUGGUGUGAGUUUCGUACAAUGGAUAGAAAACAGUGAUGCCGUGGUUGCACAAACUCCUACACAUCUUCUCAUCUGGUACAGCGCGUGGGAGCCCCAGUGCGUGGAGAUGGCCGAGUGUAGCGGCUCGGCGGUGAGUGUAGAGGCGCGGUCUGUGCUGCUGGCGGGCGCGCCGCCCACGCGCAUAGCGCUCGACGAGCACCGCCUGGAGUUCAACGCAGCACUUCGAAAUGGAGAUCUGGAAGGAUGCGGGCAGUACUUAGACAGUGUGGGCAGCACGGCAGAUGUGGCGCAAUUGUGGAGGCAGUUAGCAGAACAGGCUUUAAAAAAAGAGGAUGUCCAAUUGGCUGCUAAAUGCUACAGAGAAGUUGGAGAUGAGGCUCGAACGUACUAUUUAGAUAAAACUGUGGAACUGGCUGUAACUGAAGGAGAGGGUGAUAUAAAAAUAGGUCUCAAUAGUCCAUUGGUCAGAGCUCGUCUCGCUAUAUUCGCCGGAGAUUUGACUAUCGCAGAAGAAUGUUACGUAAAAAGAGCGAACCAGCCUGAACUAGCCAUUAAUAUGUACAAGCAGUUUAAUCGUUGGAGCGACGCAAUCGUCCUCGCGGAGAAGGUAGACAGAGAGGCCGCGAAGACUUUGAAGCGACAGCACAUGGAUUACUUGACAUCUACCGGUCGCUACGGUGAGGCGGGCGCGGCGCUGGCGGGGCGCGGCGACGUGCGCGGCGCCGUGCAGCUGUGGCUGCGCGGAGGACGCACGCGCCGCGCCGCCGCCGCGCUGCUGCUGCACCCCGCGCUGCUGCACGACGACCUGCUGCCCGCCGUGCUCGACCGCCUCGUGCAGGAGGAGUGGUGGGAAAUGGCAGGAGAAAUUUCAGAGCGCAAAGGCGAUACUAGAACUGCCGUGGAGUACUAUGCGAAGGGAAAUAAUUACGCCCGAGCAGUUCAGCUUGCUCGUGAGGCAUGUCCCGGUGAAGUUACUCGAUUAGAAGGUGAAUGGGGAGCUUGGCUAGUAGCUUCGAGGCAGGCAGGUGCCGCCGUGCCUCAUUUGAUUGAAGCUGGUCAAACGGUAGACGCUCUUAUAGCGGCAAUAAAAGCGCAUCACUAUAAGAAGGCGUUGCAAAUCGUACAGGUUAUCGAUGAUAAGGAAGCUAUUCGAGAGCAGUGUGAGCAACUGGGAGACCAUUUUAUAUCUACUCAGGAAUGGGAAACAGCUGAGCGUGUGUUGAUAUCGUGCGGUAUGGCGGAACGAUGCGUACGCGCAUACAACACGGCAGGAAAACUAUCAGAUGGACUUCGAUUAGCUGCUGAACAUUUGUCCGAGGAAGAAACUAAGGAAAUCUAUUUACCGCUCGCUCAACAGUGGCGACAGGAGGGGCAGCUGAGAAAAGCGGAGCAGGUUUAUAUUGGAUUAGGUGACCCUGACGAAGCUAUAUCGAUGUAUAAGGAGGCGUCUCAGUACGAAGCCAUGCUGAGGCUGGUAGCGGCUCACCGUAGUUCGCUACUAGAGGCUACCCGUCGCCACGUGGCACAGGCUCUUCAAGCGGCCGGCGACUUGCGCGCUGCUGAGAACUAUUACGUGCAGGCAGGCGACUGGAAGAGCGCGAUCCAGAUGUACCGCUCGUGCGGGCAGUGGGAGGGCGCGGAGCGAGUGGCGCGCGCUCACGCGCCGGCUGCCGUGCAGCAGCAGCUGGCGCUGCAGUGGGCCGCCGCGCUGCCGCCCGCCGCUGCCGCGCGCCUACUGGCCGCGCGCGGGCUCGCUGCGCUGGGAGCGCGCUGGGCGCUGCGGGCGCGCCGAUGGGACAUAGCCAUGGAGCUGAGUGAGUUGGGUGGUGGAAUCACAAAGAGCGAGGUGGCGAGGCACGAGGCAGCGGCGCUUGCUGAAGAUAGACCGGAGGAGGCCGAGGCCGUGUUCUUGCGAGCGUCGGCUGCAGAGGAUGCGGUGCGCAUGUGGCUGGAGAAGGGACAGCAUCAACGCGCUUUGACUUUGGCCGAGCAGCACGCUGAGCAUAUGGUAGAAGAAGUAUUAGUAGAGGGGGCGAAGGCUGCCGCUGAAAGGGGAGACUUGGUACAGUUUGAAGCGUUGAUGAUUCGAGCUAACAGACCCCGGGAAGUCGUCCAGCACUAUAAGGAUCUCGAGCUGUGGGAGGAGGCAAGCCGCGUGUCUCGCGAGUACCUACCAGAAAGUGCCGAGCCCGUGCCAUCCGACGUGCCGCCACUGUUGCAGCGUGCUGCACACCACGCCGACAAGGGCGAGUGGUGGGAGGCGGUGGAGCUGCUGCUGGAGGCGAGCGCGGCGGGCGCGGCGGGCGGCGCGGCGCGGCUGGCCGAGCGCGCCGCCCUGCGCGCCGCCCGCCUGGCGCGCGACCGGCUGCGGGGAGCGCCGCGCCGCCGCGCCGCGCGGGCGCUGGCCGCCGCAUUUGCCGCAAUCGGGCAAAGCGAAGUCGGUGAACAACUUCACGCUGCUCUAGUCGAAGGUGAAGAAGACGAAGCUAGUGCAGAUGUAAAACAAGAGGCAGUGAUGGAAGAGUCGGACCCCGAGUCGUCAGCGCUGGAGAAGCUGGCGCGGGCGGGACACUGGCAGCGCUGCCUCGCGCACGCGGGCCCGAGGGCGCCGCACUACGCGCUCAGAUAUGCGGCGCAUUUGUUCAAGACGCAUGCUCGUACGGAAGGAGUUGAUAUUGAAAGCGAAGAUGUACCAGAAGUAUUAUCUCAAGUGCUAGACACGCUCCGUCAGUAUCUCACGGAUGAUAACGGCACAAUAUCCAGCAGUGAUGCUGCGAUGGCUAAGGCUAUUUGUAGUGAGAUCCUUGUGAGAGUGUCGACCGCUCCGAAGGCACUGAGUGCUUUGAAAGAUGCUGGAGAUGUGAUGGUCACAGCAGGAGCCGAUGAUAGAACACUGCAGGCUCUCACGUUGCUGAUGGGUCUGCACGUGCCUCAGAUAGCCUCCAAAGUGGCUCGAGCCCUACCGCGGUACACGGAUAUCAUAGUUGCCGAUGUCGCGUUCUACUCGUGCGGGAUGGCGGUGCGCGAGGAGGGCGCGGCGGGCGCACGUGAGGCCUUCGUGCUGCUGAACCACUGCCUCGACCUCGCGGAGGCGGCCGACGACGACGCCGCGCACCUGCUCGACUACAGCGACUUCGAGUGCGCGGGCUGGCCGGCGCCGCUGCUGCUGGGGCGCGCGUGCGUGCGCGGCGCGCCGCUCGCCGCGCUGCGCGACUGGGCGCUCGCCGUCUGCAUGGACGCGCUGGUGGACCAGACGCUGCCGACGGACGCGCGCGGAAAGUACAGCGCGUACGUGGGCGCGGACGAGCCGUGCUGCGUGCUCACGGGACAGCCGCUCGGCGCGCGCCUGGUCACCUUUACCAACGGGCGGUGCGCGAACAGGGAGUGGUGGUCGCGGGCGCGCGGCGCGGCGCGGGCGGGCGGCGCGGCGGCGGCGCUGCUGCGGCUGCUGGCGGCGUGGUGCGGGCCCGCGGCCAUGUAGGGCUGUGUAGUGCUACAUUUUAAAGUAUCACAUGCUACAUUUUAAAGGGCUAGGCUUUAGAUUACGGGCCGUCGAUUUAUUGGAUUUUAUAAGAGUAGUAAUUAAUUAAGAAGAACCACAGUUCUUUCCGGAUGUUAUAACACGCGUGAAAAAAUUCUAUUGUGUAUAUAAAUGCAAUUAAACUGACGCUAGUGUGUUAUGUAUAAAUUGUAAUAAUGAAUAUAUAUUCAAAUUUAA